Molecule: messenger RNA, 2132 nt
Organism: Ipomoea triloba (trilobed morning glory)
Lineage: Eukaryota; Viridiplantae; Streptophyta; Magnoliopsida; Solanales; Convolvulaceae
Product: probable polyamine oxidase 4
Exons: 10
Coding region: 484-1974 (496 amino acids)
Biological process (GO): polyamine catabolic process
Cellular component (GO): peroxisome
Molecular function (GO): polyamine oxidase activity
Source: RefSeq, a predicted model, not a curated record
CUCUACUCCCACCGGUAUAAAUACACCCAUCGCCAACCACCUCCUCCACCCCCAUCCAGCGGUUAUCUUCAGUCUCCCUGUUUCUUCUCUAGAGAGAUAAGCAGAGAGAUAGAGACGAAGAGAGUAAACAAUCGACAAGAAUCAAUUAAAUCGAUCUAUGCAAACGGGGAAAUCCACGACGAUCGUCCAAGGUCGGAGCCGAUUCACCGGAGGAGCGCAGGAUUAUGAGCUGUUUUGACAAGUUGCGGUGUUCUUCGAAUCUCAGCCGCCUUAUCGCCGGCAUUCUCAUUUUCAUGCUCUAUCAUUCCUUCCAAUUAAUCUCCAAUUUCUUACUUCCUAUACAUCCGUAAUUUGAACUCGCCCUCCUACGAAAUCCAAUACCACAUCUCCUUAGUUUUCUUCUCGCAAUUUUCACCAAUAUUGUCCAAUUCCGACGAGGGAAACCCUACCAAUUUUCGAAUCGCGCACUGCUCGCACAUUUUCAUGGAUCUCAAAGAUCAUUCCAGCUUUACUAGUUAUUUGCUUGAUGGCACAUUUCCCUCCCGCACUGGCAGCCGUCAUAAUUCAUCUCCAUCAGUAGUUGUGAUUGGUGGGGGUAUCUCAGGCAUAGCUGCUGCACGUAUUCUCCAGAAUGCAUCUUUCAAGGUGCUAUUGCUGGAAUCAAAAGAUAGAAUUGGUGGGCGCAUUCAUACUGACUACACAUUUGGUUGUCCAGUUGACAUGGGAGCAUCAUGGCUACAUGGUGUGUGCAAUGAGAAUCCGUUGGCUCCUAUGAUUCGUCACUUAGGCCUCACUUUAUAUCGUACUAGUGGUGACAAUUCUGUCCUGUAUGACCAUGAUCUGGAGAGUUUCAUGCUGUUUGGCAAGGAUGGUAAGCAAGUUCCUAAACAGACAGUGGUUGAAGUUGGAGAUGCAUUCAAGAAAAUUCUCAAUGAGACUGAGAAAGUGAGAGAUGAAUACAGUCAAGACAUGUCAAUUCGACAAGCAAUAUCAAUCAUACUGGACAGGCAUCCUGAACUGAAACAAAAUGGACUUGCGCAUGAAGUGCUGCAAUGGUACAUAUGCAGAAUGGAGGCAUGGUUUGCUGCAGAUACAAAUAUGAUAUCUCUGAAAUCUUGGGACCAGGAACAAGUACUUUCUGGUGGUCAUGGACUAAUGGUGCAAGGCUAUUAUCCCCUGAUGAAGGCAUUGGCAAAAGAUAUUGAUAUACGAUUGAAUCAUAGGGUUAAAAGGAUUACAAAUGGCUAUAAUAAGGUGAUGGUCACGGUUGAGGAUGGAAGAAUUUUCGUUGCUGAUGCUGCUAUUGUAACCGUACCCAUUGGGGUUCUCAAAGCAAACUUGAUUGAAUUUGAGCCAAAAUUGCCUGAAUGGAAGGUUUCUGCAAUAACAGAUCUUGGUGUAGGCAAUGAGAAUAAGAUUGCAUUGCAGUUUGACAAUGUCUUUUGGCCAAAUGUGGAAUUAUUAGGUGUAGUUGCAUCCACUUCUUACGCAUGUGGUUAUUUUCUCAAUCUCCACAAGGCUACAGGCAAUCCUGUUCUCGUCUAUAUGGCUGCAGGAAGCCUCGCGGAUGACCUUGAGAAGCUAUCAGAUGAGGCUUUAGUUGAUUUUGUAAUGUUGCAGCUGAAGAAAAUGUUUCCUAAUGCUACCAACCCUGUCCAGUACCUCGUGUCACGCUGGGGAACAGAUCCUGACAUCCUUGGGUGCUAUUCAUACGACGCAGUUGGCAAGCCAAUGGACAUAUAUGAUAAGCUCCGAGCACCCAUAGGGAAUCUUUUCUUUGGAGGCGAAGCAGUUAGCAUGGAUCAUCAAGGAUCCGUGCACGGUGCCUAUUCUGCUGGAGUUCUGGCUGCUGAAAAUUGUCGCCACCAUCUCAUCAAGAAACUUGGUAGUCUGGAAAUGAUACAGCUUGUUUCCUCCAGGGAGGAAUUUCUUGAAGCUGCUGCUGUUGUUCCUCUCCAGAUCUCUAGGAUGUGAGUUGUCUUUGUUUUUCUUUCUUAAUCAAUGAAUAAGUAUGUACUCUUUAGAAGUGUUCUUGAAGGUAAUGCACUGAUUCGGAAAAUGUUUGCUGGAUUAAGAAUCCUUUUAGUGUUGUAUAAAAGUAUUUUCUUUAAUUGUAUUUUCAUGGUUAUCAA